AUGGGCAACACCACCAGCUCCGUCCUGGACAACAUCAUCCAGGGAUCCAACUUCGACAGGGAAGAGGUUGACCGCUUGCGUAAGAGGUUUAUGAAGUUGGACAAGGCAUGUUUCUGCACAUCCAUUCCCGAUAAUUCCGGUACCAUCGAGCGCGAAGAGUUCUUGAGCCUACCGCAAAUAUCGACAAAUCCUCUGGCUACAAGAAUGAUUGCCAUAUUCGACGAAGACGGUGGCGGCGACGUCGACUUUCAAGAGUUCGUAUCCGGUUUAAGCGCCUUCUCGAGCAAAGGCAACAAGGAGCAGAAGUUGCGGUUCGCUUUCAAGGUGUACGACAUUGACCGUGACGGCUACAUCAGCAACGGCGAGCUGUUUAUCGUGCUGAAGAUGAUGGUGGGUAGCAACCUUAAGGACCAACAGCUGCAGCAGAUUGUCGACAAGACGAUCAUGGAGGCAGAUUUGGACAAGGACGGCAAGAUCAGCUUUGAGGAGUUCACCAAGAUGGUGGAAAACACGGAUGUCAGCAUGAGCAUGACAUUGGGUGAGUUCGCUCCUUUUUUCCUUCCUCCCGCCGGCUGA
Messenger RNA from Neurospora hispaniola, 576 nucleotides. RefSeq names its product calcineurin subunit B. Gene Ontology annotation, molecular function: calcium ion binding; calcium-dependent protein serine/threonine phosphatase regulator activity; phosphatase binding. Lineage: Eukaryota; Fungi; Ascomycota; Sordariomycetes; Sordariales; Sordariaceae. The record is from RefSeq and is a predicted model, not a curated record. The coding region runs from base 1 to 576 and encodes 191 amino acids. The transcript is spliced from 4 exons. Gene Ontology annotation, cellular component: calcineurin complex. Gene Ontology annotation, biological process: protein dephosphorylation; calcineurin-mediated signaling.